Verticillium dahliae VdLs.17 is the source of this 435-nucleotide messenger RNA. RefSeq lists its product as uncharacterized. Lineage: Eukaryota; Fungi; Ascomycota; Sordariomycetes; Glomerellales; Plectosphaerellaceae. The record is from RefSeq and is a predicted model, not a curated record. The transcript has a single exon. Bases 1 to 435 code for a protein of 144 amino acids.
AUGUCAUCAAAGGCAUGUCCACAGAGGUACUCGCAUCUAUUGCCGCAAGCAGCGGAUCCUUCGGUUCUCGUCUCGCAGUCGACCGAAAGCGUGAACAAAAACCCAACAGCUGGAGGAGGCAUUGCAGGCCUCUCAUCAAACCCUGCCCAGGCCGCGCCAGCCCCCGUUCAACGCACUGCUGAAGUAGCCUCAGUGGCUGCUGAGUCGCCCCUUCGGACGUCUCCGUCGCCGCGCCAUUCGCCUUCACCACCGAGAUACGACUCACCACAGGCGAUAUACGGACGGUAUACUGCGGCAAGAAGCGCUUGGUACGAUGCUCGGCCUCGUGGGAGUAUCAAAACCAACCAGGAAUAUCGGAGAGCUAUGGGACUCCCUUUGCGAUAUGACAAGAAGAGCUAUGAGUGGUGCAUUGACUACAAACAGAUGACCAAGUGA